This is a messenger RNA of Belonocnema kinseyi, 5691 nucleotides long. RefSeq names its product USP6 N-terminal-like protein (gene RN-tre). The record is from RefSeq and is a predicted model, not a curated record. Lineage: Eukaryota; Metazoa; Arthropoda; Insecta; Hymenoptera; Cynipidae. The transcript has 9 exons. The coding region runs from base 291 to 2033 and encodes 580 amino acids.
UCGUGACGUGUCAAAAUGAAAUCGGAAGAGUUGGGUCAGCAAAAGUAAUCAUAUUGAGUCACAUUUCAGUAGAUAGUUUCAGUGUUGAUUAAAAAACGGGAAGAUUACAGUGAUUGUUGCAGAAAUCUUACUCAUUUUUACGAACGAUGUAACCAUCUCGGCCGGAAGCUUUGGUUGGAACCCCAGAGUUGCUCACAGAAAUGAUAGAUGGUGAAUUAUAGCUGAAGAACUUGGAUUUCAUUAUAAGGAGACGGGAUGUAUAUGAGUCUGAUUACAAAUUCUCACGUGGGAUGAAUGAGGAAGAACUGUUGAAACGGUCGGCUGCUGAGCGGGACAGAAUAUUCAGUUGUUACGAUCGUGGUAGAGAGAAUGGUGCUCACAUCGAUCCUUGGGAGGACCCAAGUCUUCCGGUUUAUCACACCACUGACAGAUAUGGAUUUAUACAUGAUGCGGAAUUACCGAAAGUGGAUAAAAAUGAAAUUAAGAUAAAGCAAACAGAAAUGGAAAGGCUGAAAAAAUGGGAGAAGAUGACGAAAAAGUGGGACACUCCCGCAACUAAAGAGAAGCUACGGCGUAGGAUAUACAAGGGUAUUCCAGACAGAUUUCGAGGUCAAGUGUGGACUCUAUUGCUUGGAAUAACAACUUUAAAAAAAGAACAGGCUGGUAAAUAUGAAGAAAUGUUACAACUCGCACGUCAGUGGUCUACAGAGAUAAGACAAAUCGACGCCGACGUAGCGAGGCAAUAUAGGGAUCAUAUUAAUUACAGAGAAAGGUAUAGUAUUAAACAGAAGUCUAUGUUCUACGUCUUGGCGGCCUAUAGUAUGUACAAUAUGGAAGUUGGUUACUGCCAAGGUAUGUCCGUCUUAGCUGGCUUACUCUUGCUCUACAUGGACGAGGAAGACGCUUUUUGGGGUCUUUCUGUACUGCUUACGGACAAGAAGUACAGCAUGCACGGAUUUUACGUAGACGGAUUUCCAAAAUUAAAUCGCUUUAUAGAACACCAUGACAAAGUAAUGACCAAGUUCCUCCCAAAGUUGAAGCGAAAGCUCGACAAGUAUGGAUGCGACUCUAUUCUCUAUGCGUUAAAAUGGUUCUUUGUAGUGUUUCAAGAAAGAACACCUGUGAGCCUCGGUCUGAGAGUCUGGGAUAUUUUUCUUCUGGACGGAGAUCGCGUACUGCCAGCGAUGGCUUACACCGUUAUGAAAUUGCACAAACGCCAAUUGCUCGCAAUGGAGGGCUUAGACGAGUUUUGCAAUUACUUACAAAUUAAGUUAGAAAAAGACUUUUCGUAUGAUGACGAUGCCGUCAUCACUGCCAUGGAACGCAGUAUGGAGGAACUGAAGCGAGCUAAAUUGGACUACCCUGGACCUCCUUUGCCGCACGAAUUGCCUCGACAUCCUUUCGGCUCUUUUAAAGAGCCUUCUUUUACUAGCAAGGUGGGGAGACGUGCCGAAGAGUUCAGCGAGGCUCAGCAAGUAACUCGCGAGUCGACGGUGCAGCGGAGGGACAUGGCUGUAAUCGAUGAAAAUAGGGAAUCCUCGACGCCCGUGGUGUCGGCCAACUGCGGUAGCCUUGGUGCAACUCUGAAGUCUUCUGAAGUUUUCAGAAGCAAGUUCUCCUUCGAUCCGAGUCUAGACGAUGGGCCAUCACCUAACGGGUCACGUCGAUCCUUAGCGGAUACGUCCGUUACUUCCACGGCAGAUCUCUCUGUAUUCAGUUCGGCGACACGCUCGCAGGCCCUCGACAAUAGCCUUGACACUCAGAGCAAUGUGUCUGAUGGUAGUUCAGGUAGCGGUGGUUUACCGACUCCUCGUGCGUCGUCUCAUCAGCCCAGCCCGGACGUCGUUAGAAUAUACGUGCCCUACACGUCUCCCACUCCAGCUUCGUAUAAGGACGAUCUUCCUCGUACUCUACCUCGCUCGUUAGAGACUAACAAAAUUCGCAUUCGCGUCGAUCCGGAUCAGACGCCCGUCGUAGAAAGUAUCAAGCCUUUCGCACUAGAGAGUCCGGAACUCGAGUUGGAUCUCAAGUAACUUGUUAACUCCUUGAAAGGCAUUCCAAAUUGUUAUGAGGGUCUUUGCUUCCAUCCUUCCCGUCCUUCCCUUGUACCUUGUCUUUUGCAUUUACUAGGGCCUUUUCUGUAAAUUCAGAGUUCUUGUUGCACAUUCGCGAACAAUGUUACAUUUUUGAUAGAAAAGUUCCCUUCUUGAGAGUCGUCAACCUUGGCGAUUAACAGGGUGAAUGGAACAAAAAGGGUUAAUUGGUCAUACGCAGGCAAGAAAGCACUAACUCGUUGGUGUCACUUUAAAAAAAUCUAGUCCGCAUGACACAAUGUUUCAUUUCUGAGAGGGUGUUAGUGUGCCUAAUUUUAUAGUGAUGUCAACGAGUUGUGUCCUGUUGUUUGAUCAGAUUGAAAAGAAAGUAAUAAUUUGUACUAUUUAAUCGUUUAUUUUCAUAAAUUAAACGAAAGUUUCAGGAAUGGUUUUGGUUAUUUUAUUUGUAAAUCCUUAAAAUUCGAAGUCUGAAUUUAUUGGAUUACAGAAUGAAAUGUAUACGAUUGAUGGAUUUUUAUGUUCUUUUCCUUAUUUUAAAGGAUUGCAGUCCUGAAAUUUAAUAAAAAAAUAUUUUCAACUUACGGAAAAAGAGAAAGUCGAUAUAACUUAUUUUCAGAAGAGAUUUCUAUAUCUUCUUGUGAAGUUGAUAAUGUUGAAACUCAUUGUACAAUUUAUAUUAUGCUGUUGUUCCAUCCACUCGUGAUUUCGAGUAGAAAAAUUUGUUUACAAGUUGUCUAUAGACUACGGGGCUACAGUUGUAAUAUAGAUGCCUGUAAGAUUUACGGAGUCCGUGUAUUAUUGUUCAAUUAUUCCUGGGCGAUUGGGUCCGUCUAUUGGGAAUUUCAAAUUCAAUAUCAACAUGUUAAUGUCUCCAAAGUUAGAAACGCAUUUACUGACCUUCAAAAUAGUUGUGUGGUUACAUUUUUGUCGAUGAAAAUCCAGUAAACAUUUAACUCAGACUCAGAAAUACGAAUCUUACUUUACUGAUUGUAACAAAUAAAAUAAAGGAAACCUAGAAGUUAAAAAUUGAGCUUCGAGCGCUUUACAUUAGAAAAUUGAUAGAUUUAAGAACAAUUAUUUUGCUGUGCAAAAAUGUCAAGUUAAGCGUUUUCGAUAAAAAUCUCGAAAAGCCAGAUUUUAAAAUGGAUAAAAUCAGAAAUUUAGGAGUUUUCUCAAUUAGGUAACUUUCAUGCUUUACAUGUUUUUUUCAAACGGAAGUACUUGUUUAGACGAACACAGCCUAAUCUAUAAAAUUUUUUUGUUUUUGUUAAAAUUUGGUAAUUUUAAAUUAUUUUCUGGAACCGGAUGAUCUAACCAUGAAAUUCUUUUAAAAGAAAAUUUUGGAAAAUCGCAAAAAAUGGUUAAGUUGUGAAAAGCCAAGUCAAACAGAAUUCAGUACAACUUUUUCUCCAAGUUUCAAAAAUGCGUUUUUAACUAUUGCGAUAUAAUAGCUGAAGUACAAUGCUCUCACAAAAAAAAAUACGUCUAAAGUUCGUUGUAAGUAAUUUCAGCUUCUCAGAAAUUUAUUAUUAAAUUCGUAAUUGAAGACGUGACAGUAUAAGUUUCUUGCCUUGUCAGCAAAUUAAAAUUACAUUGAAGUACAGGUCAUUAACUUUGAGACGUCAGAGUGGAAAUUGCUUACAAGCAACUUUACUCGUUCGAUUUUGGUCUACGCUUUAGCCGACGACAGAGAACAAUCCUCGUGCGAGGAGGACAACGCCUACAAUACUCAUAUAUAAUAUGUGCACAUAUAGAUGUAGAUACGCAUGUACAUACGGCGUAUGUGUAUAUAAAUGAAGGGUAAAAAGGCCAAAGGCCCGACCCUCCAAAUAUGUAUGUACAUGUGUACCAGUUUAUUUUGUGAAUAUCGCGUUCAGAUGUGUCAUUGUGUACAAGUAGAGCAGAGAAUUUAAGGAAUUCUUGUUAGAUUCUAAACUAGAGUCGACUAACGUAACGAUUUAGGUCGUUCAAAAAAUCUUUUUUUUAAUUUGAACUCUCACUCCCAACAAAGUUCUCAUGAAAAGAAAUGUAUCUUAUUUCUUUAGACCAAAAAAUUAGGAUACGUUUUUUUAUUGUGAAACAUUGAUUAGUUUUUAGGCGUCAAAUAUUUGUUUAGUUGUGAGAUUCAUCUUUUUAUCUAAUGUGUAAUAAUUCGUAAUAAAUAAGAAUCUAAUUCUAAGUAUAUAAAAAUAGUUCUUGAUUUACAUUUUUGGGAGGAGAGCACAGAUUAGAAUUUUUUGUUAUUGAUUCUGUUGAUAUUGAGAGCAUAUGUUUGUAAUUAUCAAACACAAAGAUAUUUUGUUUAAAAGAGAAUCUCAAUGCAUGAACUUUCAACUUGAUGAUAAUCAUAUUCCAUUUCACGGAGUUCUUAAUAUACCCGAUUUUCAGUUCAUCGGAAUUCGUUUCACAUAUCUACUAUCAUUUGUACUGCGGUAAUCGAUAUAGUUAGUAUAAAAAUCUCAUAUAGUCUCUUUGAAGUUAGGGUUUUAAAGUAGAAAAGAGACGUUAAAUCUGUUAAAUCUGGCGUCAUAUCGUACUAACAUGAUAUUGCAAUUACACUAGAAUUAGAAAAAGCAGUUGUGCACUGACAGUCGUAACAGUACAUCUAAAUUUGGCUUGAAACUUGGUGGCACCAAAUUUUUUUGGACAUCACCAUGUUUUUUUUUCGAAGUAAAUCUAAUUCACUAUUUCUUUUUCAUUUUCAAGAGAAAUUUGUCAUUUUUUCGAAAUUCGCAACAAAAGUUGACAAUAAAAGUUGACAGUUGCUUUUUUAUUUUUCCGUUAUUUUGUAAGCUUUUUUAGGUGACAAGGAACAUAUACACCAAGUUUCAGGCUUUCUUACCAAUUGAAGCCUAAGUUGGCCAAUUUUCGUUGUACUGCAGCCACUAUGAACUAAAUUCAAAACUUGCCAAAUGUCGAACCAAUUAGAAAGCUGAUUUAUCAAUUUGAUCAAUUAUAAUAUUCUUUCUCAGUUGCGAUUAUGUUUCAAUUUCUCAAUUUUGAAGGAUUUUUUUAAAGGAGUCUAGAUAGUUUUCCAUGUACUGAUAAUUAUUGCUAAUAAUGUAGAUACAAUACGCUUUAUACUUGUACGGAGUUGUUUGAAAAAAAACAUUUAAGUUCGGAAUUUAUAAAACUUUUUUCGAGCUUUGUGAAAAUCUGUUUUCCAUCAACGAUUUGUUCGUAAUAGUACCAUAGAUAUUUUUUAUUUAAAAUUAAAAUGAAUGCGUCAAUGUACAUUCCUUUAAUUCUAAGUAUUAUUAGGUACGCGUGCAGUAGUAUUUGAAUUCAAAGAGCCUUAAUUUUUCUAUUGCUUUUUAUCGCAGAGUAUUAUAUUUGAUUCUGGCGUUGUAAAUAAAUUUGAUAAAUACAAAAUAAUUAAACUAGCGAAUAUUAUCUUAUCAGUUUUUGUAUUGCCUCUGAAAAUAUGGAUUUUAUUUCCGUAAAGUUGCGACUCUAUAUGUAUAGUGAAGUGGACUGAGAGAAUUUCAGUAUUUAAUUAUUUAAAUAAUUAGAGGGAUUGAAAAAGAGUUAAUAUAUUUGCUCAAGGAAAGUGCGAUUGUUUGGAGAAAAACGUCUUACGCAUAUUUUAUAAAGUUAUGAGUUCGAAGCAGUAACAAUAAAUUGCAGCCACAUCGAA